AUGGAGAACAAGAAAGCAUUAUACAAAGGUUACCAUAAUCUUCAUGAAGAUAGAGAGUCUGGAAAGGAAAACACAGAUGGCAAUCAGGAACUGUUUCCCUGUGAAGUCUGUGGAAGACGCUUUGCAGCAGAUGUUCUGGGAAGGCACGGACCGAUAUGUAGAAAACUCUUCAACAAAAAGCUGAAACCUUUCAAUUCCUUGAAGCAAAGAUUCCAGGGCACUGACCUUCCUACUAUGAGGAUGGUUCCUCCAUCCAAGUCUCAACCUGUGAGGAAAUCUAACUGGAGACAACAACAUGAAGACUUUAUCAAUGCCAUUCAAUCAGCAAAACAGUAUACAUUAGCCAUUAAAGAAGGUCGGCCACUCCCACCUCCACUGCCUCCGUCCAUCAACCCAGAUUAUAUUCAAUGCCCAUAUUGUAUGAGGAGAUUUAAUGAAGCGGCAGCUAGUUGACACAUUCCUUUCUGUAAGGAUCAGUCUUCUCCGCGAGUCUUUGAUCCAGCCUAGACAGCAGCCAAAUUGGCAUCCAGAGUCCAGGGUCGGGGUCAGAUGAGUCCCACAAAAGGACCAACGGUAACAAGUGCAGUGGGAACAUUGCUACAGAACAGAGCCUUGGAGACCACCAGUGCAGUCCCAAACCGCUCAGGUGAGUCAGUGAGCAAGUUGGCUAUCAAUGACGACUAUCAGAAGAGACAGUAG
This is a messenger RNA of Chrysochloris asiatica (Cape golden mole), 699 nucleotides long. It is a transcript of the gene ZC2HC1B, whose product is annotated as zinc finger, C2HC-type containing 1B. The transcript has 7 exons. NCBI's taxonomy places the organism in Eukaryota, Metazoa, Chordata, Mammalia, Afrosoricida, Chrysochloridae. The record is from RefSeq and is a predicted model, not a curated record.